This is a messenger RNA of Spinacia oleracea (spinach), 1026 nucleotides long. RefSeq names its product ABC transporter B family member 5-like. The coding region runs from base 128 to 757 and encodes 209 amino acids. The record is from RefSeq and is a predicted model, not a curated record. Gene Ontology annotation, cellular component: membrane. NCBI's taxonomy places the organism in Eukaryota, Viridiplantae, Streptophyta, Magnoliopsida, Caryophyllales, Amaranthaceae. Gene Ontology annotation, molecular function: ATP binding. The transcript has 3 exons.
UAUAUCCCCACUAGUAGAAAAAUGGUCAAAUUCUCCCACACAAAAGAUGUGUUUAUAUUACAAGCACAUCCUUUGGAAUGUUAAUUAUUAAUUUUUUUUUCAAAUAAUAUUAUGAGUUCUGUUGAAAAUGAAAAGCGCAUCCUUAACCUCGUUUGUUUCUCUCCCUCUCCUCCUUAUACGUUAUUUCUCAUCUUCUUCUUCCCCGAGCUCUCUCCCUACCUUGCAUCUUCUCGUUCCCUUGAAAUUCAAUGGUGGGACUUCUUGUUGCGACGGCGGAGCGGGUCGGGAACGUGGUGCUUGUGGCGCUUCACAAUCUUGCUUAGGGUUUCGUUGUUGCUUGCGGCUGCGGCUGUCACUGUCACCUCCCCUCCUUCGUUCUGAUUCGCCGGAGGAUCAUAGCUCAUACUUUGGGCUCUUCUCUUCAUCUCCAUCAUCAGGGAGAAAUAGCAGCAGCAUUCGUGAGUCUUUUUCAGCGGUGUCAGGACUAGCAACUGCAGACGUGGUAGAAAUUCCAAUACCAUUUGUUGUUGCAGAAGUUUCUAUUAAGCAUUUAGCCUCUCUCAACAAGCCUAAAAUCCCAAUACUUGUGAUGAGAUGUCUGUUUGCAAUUGCCAGUGGUCCAAUAUUUCCAGUAUUCAGUAUUAUAUUUACUAGUGCGAUUGAAAUGUUUUACAGGCCACCAGAUAUCUUGAGAAGGGAUUCUAGGUUCUGGUCCCUUAUGUUUGUUGUCAUUGGCUUAGCAGCACUGAUAUCGUAAACAUUCAGCACUAAAUAUCACUCGGUGAGUUAGGUACAGAAUAUACUCCAUAAAUAUAAUACUCCAUAUGAAGUAAAAGAAUUUUGAGUCUGAUGUUUUCAGUGUGUUCCAAUCCACAUUUCAUAUCCUGGGAUGUUAGACUAUCUAGUUUCUUUCAUUUUAUUAGGCGCUAUAUGUUGAACGUUUAAACAUUCCAGUGGUGAUUAACAGAAGCAAAAAGGGAGCCUUGUGCUUACAUCAUUAAAGAAACUGAUUGGUUUGUUUUGAAA